Protobothrops mucrosquamatus (brown spotted pit viper) is the source of this 1694-nucleotide messenger RNA. It is a transcript of the gene SSR3, whose product is annotated as signal sequence receptor subunit 3. NCBI's taxonomy places the organism in Eukaryota, Metazoa, Chordata, Lepidosauria, Squamata, Viperidae. The transcript is spliced from 5 exons. Gene Ontology annotation, biological process: SRP-dependent cotranslational protein targeting to membrane. The coding region runs from base 113 to 679 and encodes 188 amino acids. Gene Ontology annotation, cellular component: endoplasmic reticulum; membrane. The record is from RefSeq and is a predicted model, not a curated record.
UGUGCGGCGUGUCCGCUUGUUGGCGAGUACGGUGGCCGCGGGGGGUCAGCACCGUUCUGUCUUUGGCUUCGGGUUGGGAAGGAGAGCAGCAGCAUCAGCAGCGGCGGCAGCGAUGGCUCCCAAGGGCAGUAGCGGCGGGGCUCGGCAGCAGUCGGAAGAGGAGCUGCUCCUGCAAGAUUUCAGCCGCAACCUCUCGGCCAAGUCCUCGGCGCUGUUCUUCGGCAACGCGUUCAUCGUCUCGGCUAUCCCGAUAUGGCUUUACUGGCGAAUCUGGCACAUGGACCUCUUUCAGUCUGCAGUCCUCUACUCUGUAAUGACCCUUGUCAGCACCUAUUUGGUUGCUUUUGCUUACAAGAAUGUGAAGUUUGUUCUUAAGCACAAGGUAGCCCAGAAGCGGGAAGAUGCUGUUUCCAAAGAAGUGACCCGCAAGCUUUCCGAAGCAGAUAAUAGGAAGAUGUCACGCAAGGAGAAGGAUGAGAGAAUUUUGUGGAAGAAGAAUGAAGUGGCAGACUAUGAAGCAACAACUUUCUCUAUCUUUUACAAUAAUACCCUCUUCCUCGUUCUGAUAAUUGUUGCUUCCUUUUUUGUGUUGAAGAACCUCAACCCCACCGUAAAUUACAUUCUCUCCAUCAGUGUUUCAUCUGGACUGAUUGCUUUGUUAUCUACAGGCUCAAAGUAGAUAGAAUUUGUUUGAGUACAUGAAUUCAACUCUGUGUUGCCCAAUCAGAAGAAGGUUGAAGUGCCAUUUUCUGUACAUUGGUCUUUUUCUUUUUUUGUAAAAGAUGGGAUGAGAAUGGGGAGCAGUUUUGUUAUAAAAUAAUACCAUGAAGAUGAGGCAUUCUAAUUUAGGCUUGCAAUAUGCUUAUUCAAAAUACGUUUGAUCAUUCGGGUGGCCAUAGGGAUCCAGUUGUAUCAUUUGAGAACUUCAACAGCUAGAUCUGGAAUUCUUGAUUAGAAGUUUUUGGGGUUUUUGUUACAUUCUUAUUAAAAAAAAGCUUUGCUGAAAACAGUGAUUGUACAUGUAAAUUUGUGAUAACGAUAAUUCUUGACUUAAAUUCUGGUACUAGAAUUUCCAUUGCUAAGCAAGGUGGUUAUUAAAUGAGUUGUGCCCAAUUUGACAACCUGGGCACUUUUUCCUCAAGGGCCCAGGCUUGGGCCUGCUUUAUUUGACAACUGUGGCCCAGUCUCCAACUCUGCUUGUAUGGUUUGGGACCUGAUUAUUUCCCAAAUUUUGCUCCAAGCUGAAACUGCCUACUCAAGAGACACCAGAAUGACCCCUUCCCCCAUUUCUCAAAGAGGUGACUUUGAGCUGGGCGUUCUCUACCAUAGCUACCCUCCUGUGAGGAGAGUAAGUUAUCUCAGAAAUACGAUCUCCACCCUCACUUUUAACAUUUUGAAACCUUGUUAAGAUCUGGCUUUUUUGAGGUACUAUGUAGGGGGGGGAUUGAAGAGUGAAAGAGAGAUUGUAUUGGGAUGUGCAGUGGCAAUGAUUACUAUUACUAAAUAUUAAACAUUUUAUGGAUAUUAUUGAUAUUAUAUACAUUGGCUUUUGCAAGACACCGAUUCUAUUGACUGAGGUAGCAUGAAAAUAUAUUAAAUCUUCAGACUUGUAGAAAUUGCUAAAAAUAAUAGUUUGCUAGAGGCAUAAAGCUGUUUGCCAUGUAUCUGAACAUUACAUGUGUACAAUAUUCAAA